GAGCCACUUCCUGCACCCCCGAACAAGGAUGUGCUCAAGGCGACACAUAAAGCCACCAUCGAUAUUCUCGACCCUACCGGCCAACGCCGCAAGAUGUUUGACCGCAAUAACAAAGAUCGGGUUCGUCCUGGAGCGGUCCUUAUGGUCGAGUCCUACAACCAGCUUCCCAACAAAAGGAACACAUCCACGUUCGCCGGUCAGCUUAUGGCUAUCUGCAGGAAAGGCCCCGACACCAGCUUCCGAUUGAGAAAUCAUGUUCUGCGAACAGGAGUUGAAAUCAGAUAUUCGCUGUACAGUCCUGCCAUCAAGGAGAUCCGAGUCUUGGCGCACCGGACUCACAAGAAGGCUAGGAGAGCGAAGUUGUACUACCUCAGGCAGCCAAGAUACGCAACAAAGCUCGUCGACAAGUUGGUGAAGCAG
Messenger RNA from Saitoella complicata NRRL Y-17804, 420 nucleotides. RefSeq lists its product as uncharacterized. Gene Ontology annotation, cellular component: ribosome; mitochondrial large ribosomal subunit. The transcript has a single exon. The record is from RefSeq and is a predicted model, not a curated record. The annotation marks the transcript as partial. NCBI's taxonomy places the organism in Eukaryota, Fungi, Ascomycota, Saitoellomycetes, Saitoellales, Saitoellaceae. Gene Ontology annotation, molecular function: structural constituent of ribosome. Gene Ontology annotation, biological process: translation.